This is a messenger RNA of Cylicostephanus goldi, 390 nucleotides long. The record is from the annotation of a GenBank genome assembly. NCBI's taxonomy places the organism in Eukaryota, Metazoa, Nematoda, Chromadorea, Rhabditida, Strongylidae.
AUGCAAUUACUCCCGUUCCUGCUCUUCCUGCCCAUCUGCACAUCUCUGAACAUCUUGCUGUUCCUCUUGGGUACGAACCAGUUCGAGCGCAACACUUUUGAGUUUCUCGCUCAACAGCUUGCACUUCGGCAUCACAAUGUAAUCACUGUGAAGCCAAUACUUAUCCCCGAAGAGCCACGACUAGUCAAACCGAAACUCCACCUUGUCAGGGAGAAAACGUUGAAAAACCUCUUGCCAAAGGAUUUGUACGAAGACUUGGAAAAGGCUGGGGAUGUGAUUCCAUGGAAGACAGGCUACGAAGAAGAAGCCUACGACGAGGUUUACUGGACCGCUCAUAACGCUAGCUGUUAUAAGGUGAAAGCCUUUGCAAAUUGGGACAGAAAGACUUAA